Acaulospora colombiana is the source of this 172-nucleotide messenger RNA. Lineage: Eukaryota; Fungi; Glomeromycota; Glomeromycetes; Diversisporales; Acaulosporaceae. The record is from the annotation of a GenBank genome assembly.
GCUGAAAAGAAGGUAUAUAUAUCUCAACACGGGGGUGGACCAAGCCCACGGAUGAUCUCGAUGACAAAUGUCGAAGUCAAAACAGAGCGGGUGGCUGCUAAGUGGCGCCAACAGUUGUGCUCCUCUGACUUAGAAGAUCAUCCCUCCAUCGGUGACCUCCAGGCUCCGGGGG